GGUUAUUAGAUAAAGAAUGUGCUAUUAGCGUACACUAUUCUCGGACCCUUGUAUUGAAAAUUGCAGACAUCGGCCGCGCCGCUAGUAAACACUCUUGUAAAAUUAACACCUUGUCUUCGAAAAAAAUCAAAAUCCCGACUUCACAAGGCAUCCGAGUCGAUGAGAAAGGUUCGUUGAAGUUUGUUCAGCGACUAUUUAGCAGGUGUAGAGGGAGUGAUCCUCUGGCGUUAAAGGAAAUUUCUAAAAGUUGUGGGCGACAGUCCCCGGUGGCGCGCCCGGCUAACAUGAACCACACGCCUGCCCCGGACAGGCCGCAGCAGGACUCCAAUGUUAAUCAGGUUGAGGCAAUGGAGACACAAGAAGUGGAGACUGUAGAAACGGCUACCGAGAAGAUCUGGGAUGAAGAGUUUGUUAAGGAUUCUAACGGUGAAGUAGUGAUGGGGGAAGUGAUUAAGAACCCUGAGACUGCAGCUGCAGAGUUUCCGUUGACUGGCCUUGAUGCUGAAAUGGAGGAUGAUGAGGCUAGAUCGGAGGCGACGUUCCGUUUCACAGUACAAAACUUGAGGAGCCUUAAGGACUCUGUUCUCUCACCACCAUGCUACGUUCGCAAUUUGCCAUGGAAGAUCAUGGUGAUGCCACGGCAAGCGCCAUCACCUGAUCGACAACAGCAGAAAUCAUUGGGUUUCUUCCUUCAAUGUAACGGAGAGAGUGAGUCGUCGAGCUGGUCCUGCUAUGCUAUGGCUGAACUGAGACUUAUUUCUCAGAAACCGGACACUGAACCGUUUUACAGAAAAAUUCAACAUCUGUUUUACAGUAAGGAGAAUGAUUGGGGUUUCUCUCACUUCAUGUCAUGGAAUGAUGUAUUGGACCCAGAGAAGGGAUAUAUCAAGGAUGACUCAAUUACUCUUGAAGUGCAUGUCACUGCGGAAGCCCCGCAUGGUGUGUCCUGGGAUUCUAAGAAGCAUACUGGAUAUGUUGGUUUGAAGAAUCAAGGCGCAACAUGUUAUAUGAACUCUUUGCUUCAAACUCUUUAUUUCACAAAUCAGUUGCGUAAGGCUGUGUAUAAAAUGCCAACUGAAUCUGACGAUAGUACAAGAUCUGUUGCUUUGGCACUACAAAGAGUGUUUUACGAGUUACAAUUUUCGGAUAAACCCGUAGGAACAAAGAAGUUGACGAAGAGCUUUGGCUGGGAAACACUUGAUUCUUUCAUGCAGCAUGAUGUGCAGGAGUUUUUGAGGGUACUUCUAGAUAAACUGGAGAGUAAAAUGAAAGGCACUUGUGUGGAAGGUACUGUACCUCGUCUGUUUGAAGGCAAAAUGACUUCAUAUAUCAAAUGCAAGAAUGUCAAUGUAUCAAGCACUCGCGUGGAGACUUUCUACGAUAUACAAUUGAAUAUUAAGGGGAAGAAAAAUAUUGAUGAGUCGUUCAAUGACUACAUCAGUACGGAGACAUUGGAUGGUGAGAACAAAUAUGACGCGGGUGAACAUGGCCUUCAAGAGGCGGAGAAGGGUGUGAUAUUUGCCUCAUUCCCACCGGUACUGCAUUUACACCUCAUGAGGUUCCAGUAUGAUCCCAUUACUGAUAGCUCGGUCAAGUUUAAUGACAGGUUCGAGUUCUACGAACAUAUAAAUUUGGACGCGUACCUACAAGAGAAGCCGGAGACGCCGGCGGACUACACGCUGCACGCGGUGCUCGUGCACUCUGGUGACAACCAUGGCGGACAUUAUGUCGUUUUUAUCAACCCCAAGGGCGAUGGCAAGUGGUGCAAGUUCGAUGACGACGUGGUGUCGCGCUGCACGAAGCAGGAGGCCAUCGAGUACAACUAUGGCGGCCACGACGAGGACAUGACGCUCACCGUGCGCCACUGCACCAACGCAUACAUGUUGGUCUAUAUACGGGAUUCACAAUUAAAGACUGUGUUGCAAGAAGUUACUCAAGCUGACAUACCUACAGAACUCAGUGAGAGGUUGGCUGAAGAGAAGAGAAUUGAAACCAUACGUCGCAAAGAGCGCAACGAAGCCCACCUGUAUAUGAACGUGAACGUGGUUCUGGAGGAGGCUUUCGACGGUUACCAAGGCAACGACCUUUAUGACCCGGAGCGCGCACACUGCCGCGUGUUCCGCGUGCGCAAGCAGGCCACCGUUGCAGAGCUGAUGGACAUGCUCGCAGAGAGCUUCAGAUAUCCACUCAAGCAUAUACGUCCCUGGCCCUUCAGCGCGCGUUCCAAUCAGACAUGCAGACCGACUUGCUUGGACAUCGUGAACGAUCAAAUGAAGACAGUAUCCGAUGUGUCUGAGAACAUGAACCCGUGGAACAUAUUCCUGGAGAUGCUUCCUCCCGACUCGGGCUUCAGUUCGUUGCCGCCAUUCGACAAGGAGAACGACGUGGUCCUGUUCUUCAAGUACUACGACCCGAAGCAGAAGCGCAUCCACUACUGCGGACAUCAUUACCUCUCGAUUGCCAGCAAGCCCGCUGAUCUCAUACCAAUACUCAAUAAACGUGCAGGUUUCCCGCCCGACACGCCUCUCGUCCUUUACGAAGAGAUCAAGCCAGACUUUGUGGAGAAGCUGAACAACUACAAUGAUCCUCUUGAAAAGGUAUUGGACGAACUGAUGGACGGCGACAUCAUCGUGUUCGAGCGCGCCGACCACCGGCACGAAGAGCUCGAGCUGCCCACCUGCCAGGACUACUUCAAGUACAUCUUCUACAAGGUCGAGGUGCAGUUCAUCGACAAGACGAUGCCCAACGAUCCCGGGUUCACCAUGGAGCUGUCUAUGCAGAUGCGAUACGAUCAGAUGGCGCGCGCAGUCGGACACCGCCUCAACGUCGACCCAUACUUAAUACAGUUCUUUAAAUGCCAGAAUUGUGUCUCCUGUUGCAGCUACAAAGAUACUCCUGGACCACCGCUCAGGUAUUCGUACGACGGAAUACUGAAGGACUUGCUUGUCUAUUGUAAACCAAAGUGCCCUAAAAAAUUGUUUUAUCAGAUUUUAUCUAUCAAAGUUAAUGAAUUGGAUAAUAAGAAGCAGUUCAAAUGUUUGUGGGUUGGGCCAAACUACAAAGAAGAUAAAGAAUUAAUUUUAUAUCCCAACAAGGGUGGUAAGGUGGCGGACAUCUUAGAGGAGGCCGCCAAGGUUGUGGAAAUGUCACCAGAUGGCUCUGGCAGACUGCGGAUCGUGGAAGUGUCGUGUCACAAAGUUCUGCCGGGUCCCGACCCCGAGCUGACGCUGGACCAGGUGACCAUCUCGCCGCCCAGACUCUACAGAAUAGAGGAGAUACCCAAGGACGAGUUGCAUCUACAGGAGGACGAGGUGCUGGUGCCAUGCGCGCAUUUCUACAAGCAGGUGUACGCGACGUUCGGCGUGCCAUUCUACACGCGCGUUAAGCACCUCGAGCCCUUCCAGGCUGUCAAGGAUCGCCUCCAGAAGAAGCUUGACAUACCCGACAAGGAGUGGGAAAAGUACAAUUUUGCUAUAGUGACAAAUGGCAGACCUAUUUACAUAAGCGAAGGAGUGACAAUCAACGUAUUCGACUUUAGGCCGAGCAGUAAUGCAAAUAUGUCGCUUCCAGACGCGACGGGGCGGCCUUGGCUGGGGCUGGAGCACAUCAACAAGACGCCGAAACGUUCCCGCGCCAACUACCUGGAGAAGGCGAUCAAGAUAUACAACUGAGUGGUGAGGGCCCUGCCGCGCGGCACACGCGAGUGACACGCGCGGCACACGCGGCACACGCGCGGCGCGGCACACGCGAGGCACGCACUCGGCACCCAGCGACUGGCGAUACUCGAUAGCUGUCGCGCGACAUAGAAUUAUAUAGCCUUACUAACACGUUAUGUACAACGCCGAGUCGACUCCCUUCGCUACUCCCUUCGCCACAUUCAUACGCAAUACUUUGUCGACACAAUGCAGCAGUCAAUAUUCAUUUCCUCUAGUUUUUAUUAUUUAUUUCACAGUAACAGUCGCUUUGUGUUUGCGUUGCAAUAAUAUAUUUCUGUAAAUUUUGUUUUUUUUUUCGACUUGAGUAUUUAAAUCUUGUUUUUCUUUUAACCUUAAAUGUAUACUUUUAUCAACGCAAUCAAACGAUUGAAGUAAAUCGCGUUUAGUUUCAAUUAUAUAAAUACUCAAUGUUUUUGAUAGUAAGGCUUGUGUUUACCGGAGAAUUUUUCGUUUAAUAUUUUAAAUAUAAUUAUGCAGAAAGGUGCUUAAAGUGCCUACCGAUUUAAAUAAAUGAAACUAAAAGCGAUCGUUAUACGGAUUUGAAAAUAACUAAAGUGAUCUUAUUUGUCUCGGUUGGUGAGGUAUGAAGUUAAGACGUCAUACUGUGCCAACUGUUAGAUUUAUUUUUGGUGAUUCGGCAAAAUUAAACAUUAAUAUUGUAUUAAAAGUAAAAAAAGUGUUGAAAUACCUCUAUUGAUUUUUAGUAAUCGUUUGCAUUUUUUCACUUAAAAAACAAUGUUUGUUUUAUUUAAUGAAUAAAGAGUGUCAUAAAAUUAAUUUCAAUUGUGGAAGUCGGGUCAGUUUAUUGUUGGAAUCUAGAAUGUUCGAAUGAUUUGAAAAUUUCUAUUCAUUUUGUAAUUCAAAUUCAUAAAGUUUCGAUCAUACAUAAUACAGCAGUUGCUAAGAUUAAAAUGUUUUCCUGUCUUAUUAAAUAAAACGAGUAUGUAUAUUUUUGGUUUAAUUUGUGAACACGAUGUAUAUGUCUUGCAUGGGAUUGUUUUUUACUUGUAGUUCCUGAUUUGGUUCCUUCCUUUAGCUAGCUGAUUUGAAUUGAGCCUAAUAAUGUUAGUGUACAGACGAGUCCUUACAUUUUUAUAAUCAAUGCUUCCUGUACUAUCAACUUUGAGAGUACAGACAAACUCUUAUCCCACUUAAUGGCCUGUGUUGAAGAAAAAAACAUACAGAUUAAAUAAUAUAAAGACUUUUUACUAAAGAAGUCUUGCAAAUAUUUGUAGUGGUGACGUGUAGUCGCUUUGUGUUACCCCUUAUAUGAAUGUUUUACCGUGAGUUUCUGAGCCCAAAAUCCCUGUUUAAAAUAUUGUUUAAUUCUUUGAUUUCUUUUUAAACUUAUAUUUAAUGCUUAUGGCCAUUUAAUAUUAAUAAAUAUAAUGAAAAAUAUAAGCUUUCUUUAGCCAUUUCAUGUUAUAAAAGUAUAUUGCGUUGUAAUAUUAACUAUUGUAUAGAUGUUUUAUUUUUGUCGAAUUGCCAAACUUUUGAUGUAUAUAAGAUGACAAAGAAAAUUGAUAAAUUAUUUGGAACUAUUCUAUUGUAUACGCUUUAGCACAUAGCACGUGUAUUUUUUAUUUUAUUGGUAAUACUUCAUACUUAGUCUUCACUAUCAUAGCCCGGCCUGUAAACGAAUUUGUGAACCACUUAUGUUUUCUAUUUGACCUGCCACAAAUGUUACGUUAAUAAAACUAAUUAUGUCGAAAUUAUGUAUAUAUAUGAUGUAAUAAAUUAAGAAAAAAAAUACACUAAGUUUUCGUAAAGAUGCCCUAGACUAGACAUUUUAAUAUAGUGUUAUUUUAUUUAAAAAAAAAA
Molecule: messenger RNA, 5537 nt
Organism: Papilio xuthus (Asian swallowtail)
Lineage: Eukaryota; Metazoa; Arthropoda; Insecta; Lepidoptera; Papilionidae
Gene: Usp7
Product: Ubiquitin-specific protease 7
Exons: 23
Coding region: 285-3671 (1128 amino acids)
Biological process (GO): regulation of protein stability; protein deubiquitination
Cellular component (GO): nucleus; cytosol
Molecular function (GO): cysteine-type deubiquitinase activity; protein binding
Source: RefSeq, a predicted model, not a curated record